GCUGCCACCGCCGCUCCGCCUGGUCCAACCUCCAGGCCCAGUGCUCUGACUUUGCCGAACCGGGGCGCUCUGCAGAGACAUCUUCACUUCUUCCUGGGGGUCUGGGACACCUAGGCCGGCGUUGGGGGGAACCUCCGCUUGCGGGUGACAGGGAGGGAGGAGCCUGGAGCCCGAGCCCGCGGCACCCGUCGCCCGGAUCAACAGGACAGGACAGGUUGAGGGGCGUCGGGGAAAGGAAGGGGUGCUAUAGCAAUCCCCAGGGAGGACGUGGAAACCCUGUCGCAGGAAUCUCUGAUGCGCUAUGACUUAUUAAGGCCUGUUUGCGUUUGAGGAGUGGUGGCAACGUGGGUACACUCCUCUCUUGGGGGCCUUGUUAGAUUGGAGAGUGUGGGAUUUAAGCAGUGCCAGGUGUUCCUCGGGAAAUUGAAAGGGGCCACCAGAAAACAAAAAAGCGACUGAUGCCCCUUGUUUCGGGGUGACAGAGGGCCCUCCAGACAACCACCUGGUGUAUGCACUAGGAAGGGCUGGUUUGGAGGUGACUUCAAAAGGAGUGGAGGGUGACAAAGUGAGGAAAUGGUCUCAGGAGCUGGAACCCCAGGUCGUGGAACCCCGUGAAGAAAAGCAUUAUUCAGCCAGAGGAUCUGGGAACCCCUUCUCACUGAACCGAGACAGCUUGGAUAUUGAGACAUAUUUGGGGGGAUGUUUGAAGAAAGUGAGAGAGACACUCCAUUUAGAGUAUAGCAAAGGAAAAACAUCAGGGCUGGGCUCCUCUCUGACACUGACAGCAGCUCAGGGUGAGCUAAUGUUUCCAAAGCUAAAGACCCACACUCUUCAGGUUACAAGAGUAGACUGGGCAGGAGCGCCCCCAAAAUAGGGUGGAAAGAACUCUGAGGAUAUUGAGAACACAUCGUAGAAAUUUAGGAGGGUCUUGACUUUGGGAUAGAGGAAGUGGGACAGAGGCCAGAGAAGAGAGAAGGGGAGAGCUUUCGUUAGGGUACAUAAUUCAUGGGUGAGGUCAGCUGAGGAGUGCAUAGGCUAUUGGAGCCGCUGGAGCUAGUGCAGGGCCCAAGGGUGAGAGCUGGUGGUUUUGGGGGGAGGUAAGGGGGUCUGCCUUAUCCUUAGGUCCUGUGGGUGGGGCGGAGGGUUGGGUCCAGAGCAUGCCCUGGUGAGAGGGCUCCUCUAGGGGAGCCCAGGGUGCUCCGGGAGCCUGCUGGUUUGGGGGUGUCUCCUCCCGGGGCGCUAUGGCGGCGUUGGCCAGUAGCCUGAUCCGACAGAAGCGGGAGGUCCGCGAGCCCGGGAGCAGCCGGCCGGUGUCGGCGCAGCGGCGCGUGUGUCCCCGCGGCACCAAGUCUCUUUGCCAGAAGCAGCUCCUUAUCCUGCUGUCCAAGGUGCGACUGUGCGGGGGGCGGCCCACGCGACAGGACCGCGGCCCAGAGCCUCAGCUCAAAGGCAUCGUCACCAAACUGUUCUGCCGCCAGGGUUUCUACCUCCAGGCGAAUCCCGAUGGGAGCAUCCAGGGCACCCCAGAGGACACCAGCUCCUUCACCCACUUCAAUUUGAUUCCCGUGGGGCUCCGUGUGGUCACCAUCCAGAGUGCCAAGCUGGGCCACUACAUGGCCAUGAAUGCUGAGGGGCUAUUGUACAGCUCGCCACAUUUCACAGCAGAGUGUCGCUUUAAGGAGUGCGUCUUUGAGAAUUACUAUGUCCUGUAUGCCUCUGCUCUGUACCGCCAGCGUCGUUCUGGCCGGGCCUGGUACCUAGGCCUGGACAAGGAGGGCCGGGUCAUGAAGGGAAACCGAGUCAAGAAGACCAAGGCAGCUGCCCACUUUGUGCCCAAGCUCCUGGAGGUGGCCAUGUACCGGGAGCCUUCUCUCCACAGUGUCCCUGAGACCUCCCCUUCCAGUCCCCCUGCCCCUUGAGAUGUAGUCCCUGGACUGGAGGCUCUCUGCACUUCUGGUGAGCCGGCCACCGCCACAGCCUGCCUCCUAGCCCUGCUCCAGGCCUUGCUGCUCCCACCCUGCCGCCACACACAUGCCCUAAGCAGCCAGGUCUCACCAGGUGCUGUACCCUGAGGACGCUUAGAGGCUAGCUGGGACUCCUGGAGUUGCUGAGCUCUUAGAUCCUGGGGCCUAGGAGAGCUUCUGAGAUGGGGGUGCCUGAAAUCAUCCUGGCUGAUCCACCUAUUUCUUUCCACACUAGCUUCUCCCCCUCCAAAGAACCCCAAUUUUUCCUGAGAUGGCGCUGGGGCUUCCAGAACUGACAGAGCAAGGGAAUUAGCACUCCUCACCCUGGCUGAGCCAGUUUCUGAAGCCACGCACUCCUUUACAUUGUCGCCAAGCCAUAGCUUUCUAGGUCGGUCACCGGCACUCAGAACUAGUUUCCUUCUCUCUCUGCUCUACCUUCUGCCUUGGUCUGGGCAGGUUCUGACCCAGCUGAACACCCAGCCAGGGCCAUUCUGUGUUCCGUAUUGGAACCCAGGCAUGGAUCCUUUAAACUUCUAUUCUUGACCUAGAUGGAAUCCCCUGGUUUAAAAAAAAAAAAAGAGAGAGGCUGAAUUUGAGCCUCCUAAUGUAGCCAUUGGCCUUGGUCUGAGCUGGAACCAGCCUCUGGCCACACCACACGUGAAACCUUCUAUCCCAGAGACGCCCAGUUCUAGAGCACGUGUUCUAGGCCUUUGUGGAGCCAUACUUCCUCCUGACUCUCAGCUCUAGCACAUAGACCAUGACUCUCAGCCCCUUUUCCAGGAUGGAACCUGGGCCUGUAUAGCCAUAUUAUUGUACUAGAGUAAGUUCUAAACCUACCCUUCUACUUCCUGUAAUGAUUAUUUAAGAAUGAGCUAUGGAUAGAACUGAGCAAUGAUUCAUUAAGAACUAAUUGGUGGCACAAGCCUAUAAUUCAGCCUGGGGACUGAGUCAGAAGGAUUUCGAGUUGGAGGACAUCCUGAGCUAUAAUAGCAAAACCCUGUCUGAAAAGCCACGCGUGUGUGUGUAAACACACACACACACACACACGGGGUGGGGCAGGGAGAAAGAGAGAGAGGACACACUUACUAAUCAGUACUGAAUGGAUCAAGAACCACUGUUUUUCCUAGGUAAUUUUCUAAAAUCUUCUUCCCUCUAGAAUGCUAACCUUACUUUUACAUGUUUUCUAGUUUUAGCAUUGCAGCUGGGGUUCUCCCAGGGAAACAAGAGCCUAGGGAAAGGUACAGGAAUUCUGGAAGACUAUAUCUGGUACAUGGUAGGGAAGCCAAGAGGAGGAAAAAGCAGACUUUGACUGCUUUGGGGAGACAUGAACACUUAGCUACCUCAGCAGGAAUUUCUUACACUUGCCUCUUAAGGCUGAGGUCCUUUGCUUGAUAUGGUGUGGUGGUUUGUGAGGUGGAGGAAAAAAUUGGGAAUAAAGCGCUAACCUGGGCUACGUAGGGAGUUCAAGACCAGCCUGGGCUAUAGGAGACCCUGUCUCAAACAAAACUGAGGUCUGUAGGGAUAAUGACUCUAGAAUUAAAAAGGAUAACUAGUGACACACCUUGAAUCCUCCCCCUAGCAAGGAGCCCCCCAACUCAGCAAUAAGUCCAACUUCUCCCUCCUGCAGGUCAGGCCUAGGAAAGGAGGGGCCUCUUGGGCUCCCAGACCUCAUAUAUCCCCAGAGCUUCUAACUAAAUAGAAUUUACUUUAUCUACAGCUUAUAACCUCAGCUGGGUUUUAAGUACCCAAAAAGGACCUGGAAACGGGGAGUCUCUAGUAAAACAGGGGGUGGAUCCCGAGUCUAGCAGAUGUAGGUGGACCGGCUAUGGAGGUCCCACAGGAGGGGCUGUACCCAAAGGCAGGACACUUUUCCUCAGGCCCUUUUACUUCUGGCUUGUUGCAAGAGAUGCCCCCACUCUGUCACACACACCCCGCUCAGGCUCCGCCCAUCUCCUGGCUCUACUCUCAGGGGACCGGGUCUCCAAGCUUUCUCUAAUUAAAGA
Messenger RNA from Chionomys nivalis (European snow vole), 3967 nucleotides. RefSeq names its product fibroblast growth factor 11 (gene Fgf11). Gene Ontology annotation, cellular component: cytoplasm. Lineage: Eukaryota; Metazoa; Chordata; Mammalia; Rodentia; Cricetidae. The transcript is spliced from 5 exons. The record is from RefSeq and is a predicted model, not a curated record. Gene Ontology annotation, molecular function: fibroblast growth factor receptor binding; growth factor activity. The coding region runs from base 1242 to 1919 and encodes 225 amino acids. Gene Ontology annotation, biological process: animal organ morphogenesis; positive regulation of protein phosphorylation; cell differentiation.